Molecule: messenger RNA, 4445 nt
Organism: Diospyros lotus (date-plum)
Lineage: Eukaryota; Viridiplantae; Streptophyta; Magnoliopsida; Ericales; Ebenaceae
Product: nuclear pore complex protein NUP133
Exons: 8
Coding region: 296-4288 (1330 amino acids)
Biological process (GO): protein import into nucleus; poly(A)+ mRNA export from nucleus; transcription-dependent tethering of RNA polymerase II gene DNA at nuclear periphery
Cellular component (GO): nuclear pore outer ring
Molecular function (GO): protein binding; structural constituent of nuclear pore
Source: RefSeq, a predicted model, not a curated record
UCUACGACUUUGUUCAAACCAAAUCAACUGCCGCCCACACCACCCCAUUUCCUGAACCUCACUCUCUCGCCGCCUCUCACUCCUCUUCUCCGGCCAUGUACCACGCCGGCGGCUGAAACGCCGAUCUGCAAAUUGGAAAUUUCCCGGCCUUCCCGAAACCUGUUCUCCGUCUUCCUCUUUAGAGCUUUCAAUCUAUUAUCAAAUCCUAAACCUCAAAUUUAAUGUUACUUUGAACUUGACCUUUAAACCCUAGACGCACGGUCGUUAACUUUUGCUCUCAAAUUCGCGUUCAGUAAUGUUCUCUCCGGCGACGAAGAAGUCCACCUUCAGCGGUCGCAAGCACCGUAGUCUUCUCGGUCACUCUGCAACGGCCAACUCUCCUCCGGUCACUCCGCUCGCCGAGAACCGCCAAUUGCUCCCUGACAACUUGGUGCUCAACCGCCCCGCCACGGGCACUCCUGCUCCAUGGGCCUCUCGCUUAUCCGUUCUAGCCAGAAUGCCACCAGUCAAGAAAAGUGAGAAGCUGGAUGACGCAGACCCACUCCAGCCUGUUUUUGUUGGGGAGUUUCCCCAAGCGGUUCGUGAUGAGCUAGCCAUGCCCAUGCAAAUGCAUGCUCCUGGUGCUUGUUCCAUCUCUGGUGGAUUGGACAAGGAAACUUCCCUUGCAUGGAUUAUCCAUGGCAGCAAACUCUUUACUUGGAAUUACUUAUCACCUGCUGCUUCAAGAAAAUGUGUUGUUAUUGAUCUUCCUUUGAGCGUCUUGGAAGAUGGACAGAAUGGCAGAAACUCAGGUUCUGAUAACAAUUGGAUGGUCUGCAUUGUCAGUCGGGAUCAAACAGUUAGGAAAAUGGACAAAGUUGUUCAACAUUGCAACUCUGCCAGUAUUGUCAUGUGUAAUCAGAGAACUCGAGCUCUUAUAUACUGGCCAGACAUAUAUUCUGAAGGCGGGAAUUCUCCAGUUACAAGUCUUGCAUCAAUUGAUGAAUUAGAGAUGGCAGAUUCACUUACUGAUUGGACCACCCCAAAUAGGCAACAACAACAUUCCAAGCAAGGAAGCAUUUCAAGCGGGUCAAGUUGUUUAAAUUCUUUGAUUGCUUCUGUAAUUCCUGAUGUCAGGCACACCUGUGUUGCUUUUGCAUGUGGUCCUAAUAGUGAGCUUUGGCAGUUUUACUGUAGCCCCACCGGUGUUCAGCGGAAGAAGAUUUAUCUGGACAAUUUGAAUUCAGUAUCUCAAAAAAGUGAUAGCUGCCUAGUUACAGGGGGCAAGGGGUAUCCAAGGUCAAUGAUUUGGCGUCUUCCACAUUAUUCUUCAGAAGAGCGCAAUCGACAAUUUUUCCUGCUAACUGAUAAUGAGAUACAGUGUUUCAAUGUUACACUUUCCCCUGACAUAACUGUGUUGAAGCUCUGGUCUAAUGAAAUCAUAGGAGCUGAUGGUGAUUUGGGCAUCCAAAAGAAUUUGGCUGGUCAGAAACGGAUCUGGCCUCUGGAUAUGCAGGUUGACAUCCACGGCAAAGUAUUUACUAUUCUCAUUGCUACAUUCUGCAAAGAUCGGUUAAGCAGCUCAAGCUACAUAACGUAUUCACUUCUGCCCAUGCAAUAUAGGUCUGGGGUAGACAUCUCCCCUGAAAAUAUUGUGUCACUUCAUGAGAGGAUUUUGGAGAAAAAGGCUUCCAACCGAGUUAUAAUUCCUAAAGCAAGAGUAGAAGAGGAGGACUUCUUAUUUUCCAUGAGAUUGCGAGUGGGGGGAAAGCCUUCUGGAUCUACUAUUAUACUUUCUGGUGAUGGGACUGCUACAGUAUCACAUUACUGGAGAAAUUCUACUAGACUCUACCAGUUUGAUCUACCUUAUGAUGCUGGAAAAGUGCUAGAUGCUUCAGUUUUUUCUUCCUCGGAUGAUGAUGAAGAUGGGGUGUGGGCUGUACUCACAGAGAAAGCUGGUGUUUGGGCAAUUCCUGAAAAAGCUGUUGUACUUGGUGGAGUAGAACCCCCUGAACGAAGCUUAUCACGUAAAGGGAGUUCUAAUGAAGGAUCUGCACAGAAGGAGAAAAGAAACUUAUCAUUUGCAGGCAAUAUUGCUCCUAGAAGGGUUAGUUCAGAAGCAUGGGAUGCUGGGGAAAGACAGAAGGCAGUUUUUACUGGAAUUGGACGCCGGACUGCUCAAGAUGAAGAGUCAGAAGCUUUAUUGAACCAUCUUUUCCAUGAGUUUCUUUCAUCUGGGCAAGUUGAUGGUUCACUUGAUAAGCUUCGAAAUGCUGGGGCAUUUGAAAGGGAUGGAGAAACGAAUGUUUUUGCCCGAGUGAGCAAAUCAAUUGUUGACACCCUAGCUAAACAUUGGACAACAACCAGAGGUGCUGAGAUUGUGGCUCUUGUUUCCACUCAACUCAUGGAUAAGCAUCAGAAGCAUCAGAAGUUUCUCCAGUUUCUUGCUUUGUCCAAGUGCCAUGAGGAACUGUAUUCAAGACAGAGACAAUCACUGCAAACUAUCAUGGAACAUGGUGAAAAACUUGCUGCUAUGAUUCAACUUAGGGAGCUGCAAUAUAUGAUUGGCCAGAAUCGAUCUGCUGGAGUUGGCUCUUCUAAUUCUACUUCAGAAAAUGAAAUUUCUGGAUCCCUUUGGGAUCUAAUUCAAUUGGUUGGUGAGCAUGCCCGUCGGUGUACCGUUCUUCUAAUGGACAGGGACAAUGCUGAAGUAUUUUACAGUAGAGUUUCAGAUCUGGAAGAAUUAUUUUAUUGUUUAGACAAACAGUUAGGAUACUUGAUCAGGACGGAGAUGCCUCCAGUGAUUCAGAUUCAAAGAGCUUGUGAACUCUCAAAUGCCUGUGUGAAUUUAAUACGCACAGCAACACAGUACCAAAAUGAGCAUCACAUGUGGUAUCCCUCUCCUGAGGGUUUAACACCAUGGUAUAGUCAACCUGUUGUAAGGAGUGGCUCGUGGAGGAUUGCCUCUUUCAUGAUUCAGCUGGUAACUGAAAUAUAUCAUCUUGAUUUGUCUAGAAAAUCAGACUUUCAUUCUAACCUCGAAGUACUCUCUGAAUUAUUACUUGAGGCAUAUUCUGGUGCCAUCACUGGAAAAAUUGAGCGUGGAGAAGAGCACAGAGGAUUGCUGGAUGAGUAUUGGAGUAGGAGAGAUGCUCUUCUUGACUCUCUUUAUCAACUUGUGAAAAGUUUGGCUGAAGCCAGAUGUCAGGACUCUGGUGAAGGAAAUGAAGAGCUUAGUGAAGUGAUUUUUAGGAAUCUUUCGUCCCGUUUAUUGUCUAUUGCAAAACAGCAUGGUGGAUAUCAAACUCUGUGGAAUAUAUGCAGUGAUCUUGAUGAUUCAAAACUCCUUAGAAGCCUUAUGUAUGAGAGCAUGGGACCUAAAGGAGGGUUUAGUUAUUUCGUGUUUAAACAAUUGUAUGCCGCAAAAGAUUUUUCAAAACUUAUAAGACUCGGGGAAGAGUUCCAUGAAGAGCUAGCUAUUUUUCUCAAGCAGCACCGGGAUCUUCUCUGGCUUCAUGAACUGUUCCUCUAUCAAUUUUCCUCAGCUUCCAAUACUAUUCACGAAUUGGCUCUUUCUCAAGAUGAUGACUUAACUGGGGCAGCUGUAGAGGACACUGAAUCUGAGGGUGCAAAAACGAAUCCAACAUUAGAAGAAAGAAAGCGUCUUCUGCAUCUCUCGAAGAUUGCUGCAAUGGCAGGAAAGGAUGCUGAUUUUGAGAAAAAGGUGAGGCGCAUUGAAGCUGAUUUGAAGAUUCUGAAGUUGCAGGAAGAGAUUGUAAAACAUCUUCCUAAUGAAGAAAAACAAAACAUUGGAAAUCGGCUUCUUCCUCCAUUAGACCUUAUUGAGCUGUGCCUUAAAAGUUCAGAGCCAGAGCUCUCAUCGUGGGCUUUUGAGGUGUUUGCAUGGACCAGUUCCUCCUUUCUUAGGUGUAAUGGAAGCCUCUUGGAAGAGUGUUGGAGGAAUGCUGCUGAUCAGGAUGAUUGGGAGAAAAUCCAUCAGUUGUCAUUAGCCGAGGGGUGGAGCGAUGAAGAAACCAUACAAGCUCUGAAACAAACCAUGCUUUUCCAAGCUUCAGUUAGGUGUUACGGACCUGACGCAGAAAGUUUUGAAGGCAGCUUCCAUGAAGUGCUGCCAUUGAGGCAAGAAAAUUUGGAGCUUUCAACACCAAGGGAUAUGGGUUCUUCUGUAGAAACCAUCUUGAUGCAGCACAAGGACUUCCCUGAUGCCGGCAAACUUAUGCUGAUGGCAAUCAUGUUAGGUGUGGCCGGAGAUGAUGCCGGAGUUGAAGAGGCUGUGCCAAUGGAGUGAGUGAGUGAAUGUAUCAAUCUUGUAGUACAAGUACAUUCAUACCAUGUUCAGAUUGAAAUCAGUUUUGCUUUCAGUUUUUAGAGAAGCAGCCUAGCUUGUAUCUCCAUCUUUCUUUACAGAUUUCUGUAAUUUCUAUUGGAAACAUAAUUUUUCUGGG